Macrosiphum euphorbiae (potato aphid) is the source of this 1491-nucleotide messenger RNA. Lineage: Eukaryota; Metazoa; Arthropoda; Insecta; Hemiptera; Aphididae. The record is from the annotation of a GenBank genome assembly.
AUGGACUUUUUCGCACUAAUCGCCAUCGUCUUGGCCUUCUACGUCGCUCUUAUGUUUUUGGAUUUCACGUUCAAGUCCUGUUCACACUAUCCGUACUUGAUGUUAAUACAAAAGACAGGAUUAAGUGUUGGGCCUUUUCAAUUACGAUGGUACACAACGUCGUUGAAUCGUCUUAUAUUGAAAAUGUCAUUUUGGCAUCCAAAAUUCCAAACCAAUUGGUUCACUUUCGGGUCUUGGAUUACUAUUUGUAUGAUUAUACCAUCUAUAUGUCUGGUUAUUGUAUCUUCUGCCCAAUUGUGUAAAAAAAUAUUCACAGAGCCUACUAGUGAACCAUCAGGCAACCAGCAAGAUACAUUUCUUGAACCAAUAUUACCUGGGAUCAAUUUACCAAUGUCAGACUUAAGCUAUUAUGUAUUUGCACUUAUGUUUUCGACAGUUUUCCAUGAACUAGGUCAUGCAUUAGCAGCAAUCAGGGAAGACAUGCAUGUGGAAGGUGUUGGUUUAAUGUUUAUAUUGAUUUUACCUGUGGCUUAUGUUCAUUUGGAUGACAUUACCUCGUUGCCAAGUAGCAAACAGCUUCGAGUUAUGUCGGCCGGCGUGUGGCACAACAUAGUUCAAGCUCUCAUGGCCUAUCUUGUUUUAUGGCUCUUACCAUAUAUGUUGUUUCCAUUUUUUACAGUAGGGCAUGGUGUCAUGACCACCCAAAUAAAUCAGAAAUCAGGUGUUAAUGGGCAAGGAGGACUAGUUACUGGUGAUGUUAUUACAAAAUUGGGGAACUGUGAUGUGCAUGAUUUUGAUUCUUGGAUAGAUUGUUUAAAUCGCACUAAGACAAGUGUAGAUUCUGGAUUUUGUUUGUCACCAGAAUUUGUUCAACAUCAUGACGAAACAAAACCAGUGCAUUAUGUAGAUGAAUAUAUAAUAAACUGCUGUGAUCCAAACUCAAAGACCAAUUUGUGUUUUGAGUAUAUUGAAUCGCUGUCCAAUCCUCAAGAACUACCAAAUCAUUCCUGCUUAAAUGUUAGAAAAGUUAUAGAAAGGUCAACAUCACCCUGUGAUGCUGAUAACCAAUGUUCAUCUGCCCAUUGUUAUUUUCCUGCAAUUCGUAAGAAUCAUAAACUUGUGGUUAUCAAACGUGAAAAAAAAAACGAAGUCUUAUUUCUUGGACAGCCUACAGAACUGCAAUACAUAUCUGUUACCCAAUAUGUACCCAAGACUGAUUAUCUACCAAUUAGUAUACCGGAAUCCAUUGAAAAAUUUUGUAAAUACCUAAUAAUGUUUGCAGGAGGUUUAGCCGUCAUAAACGUAAUACCCUGUUUUUAUUUUGACGGAGAAAAAAUAUCAAGGGUAUUAGUGAAUACAAUGCUGAAGGAACACGUUGAACACUUGAGUGUUCGAUUAGCAAUUUCUAUUUGUUUGACAAUUUUUGGUUCUUUAAUAUUGAUUAUUUAUAUGAUAUUAGGGUUUUGGUCUCUGAUAAAAAUUAUAAACUAG